This is a messenger RNA of Ananas comosus (pineapple), 1206 nucleotides long. RefSeq lists its product as uncharacterized. The transcript is spliced from 2 exons. Bases 80 to 904 code for a protein of 274 amino acids. The record is from RefSeq and is a predicted model, not a curated record. Lineage: Eukaryota; Viridiplantae; Streptophyta; Magnoliopsida; Poales; Bromeliaceae.
UCGCUUCCCCGCGCUCGAACUCGCAAACCCUAGGCGAUCCCUCCGAUCCUGCUUCGUUCGAACAGGCUUCAAAGACAUCAUGACAAGAACUAGAGUGGAUUCCAGGCCUGCGACUUGUCAGCCGACGUCCGCUCUUCGUGUUAGUUCCUCUAAUUGGAACGGCAUGAAGAGGAAAGCUAAACGCAAGAAAGUGCCUUUGGGUGUGGCUGAGGGGGACCGGAAAGAUGAAACGUGCCCGGUAUGCUUGGAGCAUCCGCACAAUGCCGUCCUCCUCCUCUGUUCCUCCUACGACAAAGGCUGCCGCCCUUUCAUGUGCGGGACCGGCCGCCGCCACUCCAACUGCUUUGAACAGUUCACGAAGGUCCGCACAAAAGCAACUGGCGACGAGUUGGAGGGGGCGACUGAACUUGCGUGCCCUCUCUGCCGCAGCCAGCUUAAAGGAUGGACAGUAGUGGAGCCCGUCAGGCAGUACCUGAACCGUAAGAAGAGAAGCUGCAUGCAGGAUGGUUGCUCGUUUUCCGGGACGUUUAAGGCGAUGUGCAAGCACGUUCGGUCCGAGCACCCCAAAGCGAAGCCUCGUGCAGUGGACCCCGUGCUCGAGCAGAAGUGGAAGCAGCUGGAGGACGAAAGUGAGCAGCAGGAUGUGAUCAGUACAAUCAGCUCGUUGAUGCCGGGAGCGGUGGUGCUGGGGGAUUACGUGGUCGAUGGAAGGGACUAUAGAAGACAUGGGUAUAGGCCAUACAGCUUCGAUAGGAGGAGAUUGGCUUACUUCCGGUCGCAGGUCGGACGGGUGCAUCUGGGGCAUCGGACGCCGCCUAGGUCGUCGCCAGCAGGGAUGCGUUUGGGGCUGGUGUCGUUUAGGCGUGGCAUGCCAGAGCGGGCCCGAGAUUCUUAUAGAUCUUAGGUUAAGAGUUGAGAAUAGAGGAAUAAGGAGAAUAUGUCAAAGGAUGCAUAAUGAUUUUUUUUUUACAAUUUUCUGCAUUUAGUGACUGAUUGAUCAAGAUGUGUUGAAGGGUGAAUCAGAAAGUUCUUUUUAACCCCCCCUAUUUUCUCGUGCUUAAUAUCUCUUUUUUCUGCUUCGCGUGGCUUAUCAGUGUUUUUGUUUUUGUUUUUUUGAAGUGGUAUUUUUUUUUUUUUUUGGAAAACUUAGAAUCAUGAACAAUUCAUCCUCAUGUUGCAGUUUGAAUUCUGAACGAGGAUUAAAUA